AUGAACCACAGACCGCUGGCGGCACAUCGCAGCAGCCGGCCUGCUGGCAGCAUGGACAACCCCAGGGCCAGGAGCCGCGACAACCUGCUCAUGUACGAUGAAUUUGGGGAUGAAUUUGGCUGUGCGGGGAGAUGUCUUGGCCACAGCAGCUCUGACCGGCAGCUCGCAGGUCGCCUCAAUGCUGUCAAACGUCGCCAGGCUCUGCGGGGCCCUGCCUACAUGUUCUCUGCUCCCUCAGUCAGCCUGUCGGAGGUUGAGCAGCGUUUCCUGGAGGCGGCUGAGUACGGUAACAUUCCCGAGGUGCGCCGCAUCCUUCUGCACGUGCCCAGCCUCAAUGUCAAUGCUGUGGACUACAUGGGCCAAAAUGCCCUACAGCUGGCCGUGGCCAACGAGCACCUGGAGGUGACGGAGCUGCUCCUGGGAAGAGCCGAUCUGGCCAGAGUUGGUGACGCCCUGCUAUUGGCAAUCAGUAAAGGUUACGUCCGCAUCACGGAGGCUCUGCUCGGUCACCCGGCGUUCAGGGACAGCCGUCGUCUGACAGCCAGCCCUGCUCAGGCGGACAUGUUGGAUGACUUCUACGCCUAUGAUGAAGACGGGACCAGGUUUUCUCAUGACGUGACUCCGGUGAUACUUGCAGCCCACUGCCAGGAAUAUGAAAUAGUUCACACCCUCCUGAGCAAAGGGGCCCGCAUCGAUCAUCCUCACGACUACUUCUGCGGCUGCGACUCCUGUAACUACCAGCAGCAGUUUGACUCGUUCAGCCACUCGCGCUCCAGGAUCAACGCCUAUAGAGGACUGGCCAGCCCUGCCUACCUGUCCCUGUCGAACGAAGACCCGGUGCUGGCAGCCCUGGAGCUCAGCAACGAGUUGGCCGUGCUGGCUGACACCGAGAAAGAAUUUAAGAAUGACUACAGCCGUCUGUCCAGCCAGUGUAAAGACUACGUGGUGGGUCUUCUGGAUCUGUGUCGCAGCACAGAGGAAGUAGAGGCCAUCCUGAAUGGGGAAACGGUCGCUGAAGACAGUUAUGAAGUACCAGGUCGCCCCUCACUCACGAGGCUCAAAUUAGCCAUCAAAUAUGAACUCAAAAAGUUCGUGGCUCAUCCUAACUGUCAGCAGCAGCUGCUGAGUAUCUGGUACGAGAACCUGCCCGGUCUGAGACAGCAAACCACCGCCAUCAAACUGCUGGUGGUGCUGGCCGUGGCCAUAGCGCUGCCCGGACUGGCCAUGGCCUACUGGAUCACGCCGUGCAGCAGAGUGGGAAAAGUGAUGCGCAGCCCCUUCAUGAAGUUUGUGGCUCAUGCGUCGUCCUUCACCAUUUUCCUGGGCCUUCUCAUCCUGAACGCGGCUGAUCGCUUUGCGGGAACCACGUUAUUACCGAACAUGACCCAUCUGCAGCACCCUGGAAGUCAACUCAAGUCCGACCCACUGCUCCUCUACCGCAAGACCACCACGCCCUUCACCUGGAUGGAGAUCCUCAUUAUUUCAUGGGUUAUGGGUAUGAUUUGGGCCGAAGUGAAGGAAAUCUGGAGUCAGGGACCGGGAGAAUACCUGGUGGAGCCUUGGAACUUCCUGGACUUUGGGAUGCUGGCAAUCUUUCUUGCCUCCUUCAGCUGCCGCUUCUCUGCCAUGAGACAUGCUGACCUAGCUCAGGCCUACGUGUACAAACACUGUAAAACGCUGGUCAAACUGCCCCCAGAGAUCCAUUACUUUACUCAGGCUCGCCUUUACUGGAUGCCGUCAGAUCCCCAACUUGUAUCGGAGGGCCUUUAUGCAGUUGCAGUGGUGCUGAGCUUCUCACGGAUUGCUUACAUUCUCCCGGCCAACGAGAGCUUCGGUCCGCUCCAGAUCUCUUUAGGGAGGACGGUCAAAGACAUCUUCAAGUUCAUGGUCAUCUUCCUCUUGGUCUUCCUAGCGUUCAUGAUUGGCAUGUUCAACCUGUAUUCCUACUACCUCGGGGCAAAGCAGAACGACGCCUUCACCACCCUGGAAGAGAGCUUCAAGACUUUGUUCUGGGCCAUAUUCGGGCUGUCUGAGGUCAAGUCUGUUGUGAUCAACAAUGGACACAAAUUCAUUGAGAACAUUGGUUAUGUGCUGUAUGGGGUGUAUAACGUUACCAUGGUGAUAGUGCUGCUCAACAUGCUGAUUGCCAUGAUUAACAGCUCCUUCCAAGAGAUUGAGGAUGAUGCUGAUGUUGAGUGGAAGUUUGCUCGGGCAAAACUUUGGAUCUCCUACUUUGAGGAGGGAAGGACUCUCCCUGUGCCGUUCAACCUUGUCCCCAGUCCAAAAACUAUGCUGGGAUUGGUCAAAGCAAUCAGGUCCCUGGCUCUGAAAUUGAUGGAAGGUCGCAGGGAAAAUAAAUUUGAGACACAGCUCAACCAGCUUGGGGAAGACAAAAAUUCAGGAUACGGAAGUUCAUCCAGUCCAACACGAUAUGAGAAGAUCAUGAAGCGACUGAUCAAGCGUUACAUAAUCAAAGCCCAGGCAGACAAAGAAAGUGACGAAAUUACGGAAGGAGAGCUGAAGGAGAUAAAGCAGGACAUCUCCAGUCUGCGAUACGAGUUGUUGGAGGAGAAAUCCCAGAGCAUGGAUAUGCUUGAUGAGCUGCUGAGGAGGCUGGGAGAGAUCAGCACACCUUUAUAG
This is a messenger RNA of Menidia menidia (Atlantic silverside), 2640 nucleotides long. Lineage: Eukaryota; Metazoa; Chordata; Actinopteri; Atheriniformes; Atherinopsidae. The record is from the annotation of a GenBank genome assembly.